AUGUCAGCGUCUACCCACGAAGCUGUCGAAACGCCAGUAUGUGUACGUUGUACUGACCGUAUAACUAUGGGUCAUGCGUACGAAUUGGGUGGAAAUAGAUGGCAUACCCACUGCUUUUCAUGCUACAAGUGUGACAAACCGUUGAGUUGCGACUCUGAUUUCCUAGUUCUGGGAACGAGCGACCUCAUAUGUUUCGAGUGCUCGGAUUCGUGUAAAAGUUGUGGGAAAAAGAUUGAUGAUUUGGCUAUUAUUCUUGCGUCGUCAAACGAAGCAUAUUGUUCGGAUUGUUUCAAAUGUUGCAAAUGUGGUGAAAAAAUUAAAGAUCUUAGGUAUGCAAAGACAAAGAAAGGGCUGUUCUGUAUAAGUUGUCACGAACGGCUUUUAGCAAGGAGGAAGUAUCACGAGGAGAAGAAACGUCGACUUAAGAAAGAACUACCCAUCGUACCCAAGGAGCCCGAUUCUUCUGCCACCAGUUCUGCAAUGGAGUCUGAAACAGCCACUUCUCAGACAUCACACACGCUAGACCCUAUGAUAAAAACUGAGUCCGGUGUCCUCGAGACAACAAACUCUAAUCUUGGACAAAAUGGCAACUCGACGCCAGAAAGUGACCCAUUUUCUGUGCUGUCGCCCUCAAAUGCCGCAGAUAAACUCGAGUCUGCCAACAUUCAGCAGAAACAAACGCCAAACUACGAAGAUAUCGAGCAACCAAAAGUUUUCACAGCCCCUAUAGACUUUUCGAAGAAAGAAUCAAUCGUGAAAUCAAGCUCUAACAGUGUUAUUGCCCAAUUCCUCGAUGAUGAGUACCACAACGACAACGUAAGUGUAACAACAACAGAACACAAACAUUCUUCGUCACAAUUAGAUAAAAUUUUACAAAACACGUUGGACAACUCGGAAGAAGAUACCCUACAAAUAUCAUCCAAUGAUAUAGCAUCCCUAUCAUACAACAACUCUAACCCUGACAUACCUGAAAUUAAUCCUCAUAGAACACCUGUACGGUCUUCCGAGAGGUCACCCCCUCUUGCGAUCCCAAAUUCCAAAUCGCCUGAUGGUCAUCGUAACGCUAUUAUAUUUGACGCAGAAUCUCCAGAAAAUGAAGUUGUGUAUGCUACGAAAGAGAACCACCUUAACACACCAAAUCGUAGAAAUACCAGUGCGGGGGAUGAAUCAUUUUUGCACACCCCUAAUUCUUCAGGCAAUGAUCAUAAACCAGCUGGAUUGGGAAUCUCUACCCCAAGGUCAUUACAAAAGUUCAAACUCAAUGGCUCGUUGGCAAUCAUAUCUCCAAGAAGCGAAGUGGUGAAGAACACGAGUACAGUUGGAAUUCCAUAUGAUUCAACAGAGGAACGUCCAUCAUCGCAUAAUAGCGAUAUGGCUCAUACAGUUAAUAAUUCAGCUCCUGAUCAUCACCGUAGGACAUCUAGCGGUGCUAAGAACAUCACAAGAUCAUUGUCAUUCAGAUCCAAAAACAUCAUAUCCACCUUCAGAAAUAAAGCGAAAUCCAGUGUCUCACCUGGAAGACCAUUAGAUAAAGACUUUGAUACACAUUCCGGUUGGGGAGUAAGCGCUUCUCAUCCUUCUAUAGAGGAGUCAUUAUCAUCUCAAACUGCUCAUCAACCACGGAGAAGAGUAUCUGGUAGAGGCCAAAGUGACAGUACUAUAUAUUCACCAUUUUCAAAUGAUUCCACCCAACAAAGCCAAAACCAAGGCCAGGGUCACAUAAGGUCACAAAGUGGUAGUAAUAAGGUAUCAAUGUUCAGAACUCCACCAUUAGGAUCCAUAGAUAGUGGAAGAUAUACCCGAAAUAAAUCGCUAAGCAUAGAUGCGAAUCAAACUUUAUUAGCAGAAGAUGAAAAAGGUACUGAUGGUGGUGAUACGGGUGACUACACCCCAGUUGCGAAAGAGUUUUUUGAAAAGGAUCUAGCUUCGGCUAGCUUGCAACUAAGGAAAUUAAAUAUGGAGAUAAAGGAAUUACAAUUAACAAAGGCUCAGUUAAACGCUGAUAUUGAAAAGUUAAAGUCCAGCAAAGAGUCAUUAACUAUCGAGGUGGAGAAAUUAAAGAACGAGAAAAAAGGAUUGAGAUCAGGGACAACUUCCCAGGAAUCAUUCCAGGAUGAUGCAUACUAUACUGAUUACCAUGGAAGUAGUGGAAACGGAUAUAGUCCAACAAAAAAUCCGCAUUCUGCGACUUCAGCAAGUGCUAGCAUAGCAAAACCUAGGUUCUGGAAACUAUUUGGCGCUGGGAGCGGAAGCGGUAAUGGUAACGGUAAUGGGAAUGGGUAUGGGAAUGUUAAACAAGUCACGCCAAACUCUUCAAAAUCAAUUGAAAUCAGUGCUCCUAUGCUUCAAAAUCCAAACGAGUUUGAUGAUAUGAAACUUCUUCCAAUUCAGAACUCUACCUCUAGCGACUCUGGGACAAGAAAUAGCGCCUCUUCCGCCAUGUCAGAAGGUCAAAACCUAUACGGAUCUACAUUGUCAGCAAGAUGUAAUUAUGAGAGAAGAGACGUUCCUUUAAUUAUCACAACAUGUAUUGAUUAUAUUGAGUCUGACGAGGAGCACAUGAAAACAGAGGGUAUAUACAGAAAGUCUGGCAGCCAAAUUGUUAUCGAACAAUUUGAAAAGAUGUUUGCGGACGAAGAAAAAGUUGACUUCGUAAAAAUUAACGCAGAUGUGCAUGCGGUAACUAGUGUGUUGAAACGGUAUUUGCGUAAGUUACCUAAUCCUAUCCUAAGUUAUCAAUGCUAUGAGGCCUUGAUUAAUUUGGUUCGCGAUAACAAUCUUUUAAUUGAAUAUCCUCUGUCGAAAAGUACUAAACCUUCAACCCUUUAUCAUAAUACUGUUGAGAGACUGGUGGGGAUCAUGCAAACAUUACCAGUACAAAAUCUAAUAGUUUUGAGACUUCUCUGUCAACACUUAGAUCAGAUAAUAAAGUAUCAGGAUGAUAACUUAAUGACUUUGCAUAACUUGGCCCUUGUGUUCGCACCUGGUCUCAUCAAGGAUUAUUCUGGAGAAAAGGACAUUGUAGACAUGAAGGAACGUAACUAUUUGAUUGGCUUUAUCCUCCAAAACUAUAGAGACAUCUUCUCGAUGAUAUUACAACAAAGGACAGAAUAG
Molecule: messenger RNA, 3114 nt
Organism: Kluyveromyces marxianus DMKU3-1042
Lineage: Eukaryota; Fungi; Ascomycota; Saccharomycetes; Saccharomycetales; Saccharomycetaceae
Gene: RGA2
Product: GTPase-activating protein RGA2
Exons: 1
Coding region: 1-3114 (1037 amino acids)
Biological process (GO): signal transduction; regulation of GTPase activity
Cellular component (GO): cytoplasm
Source: RefSeq, a predicted model, not a curated record